Messenger RNA from Eimeria mitis, 1275 nucleotides. Its product is annotated as endonuclease/exonuclease/phosphatase domain-containing protein, putative. The record is from RefSeq and is a predicted model, not a curated record. Bases 1 to 1275 code for a protein of 424 amino acids. The transcript has 2 exons. Lineage: Eukaryota; Apicomplexa; Conoidasida; Eucoccidiorida; Eimeriidae.
AUGAAACCGUGGGGAAGCGAAGAGCCCCUGGGCACUCCUCCAACACCUCGCCACCCAGCAGCAGCAGCAGCAGCAGCACCAGCAGCACCAGCAGCAGCAGCAGCAAGUCCAGCAGCAAGUCCAGCAGCAGCAGCAGCAGCUGGCACACAGCAGCAAAACCAAGCAAGAAGAAAUCCCCCCAAGUCCUCCGCUAGUCUCCCCUCGAGGCCUCAUCACCCCGAUGAUCAUCAUGACGACACUGCAGCAGCAGCAGGAGCAGCAGGAGCAGCAGCAGCAGCAGCAGCAGCGCCAGCAGCAGCAGCAGCAGGUCACCGGCGCAGAGCAGCACGCCCGGGGGGCCACUUCAGGCCCCCCCCCUCCUCCCCUCGGGCUCCUCUCGCUCGCUGCAACGCUUUAUAUAAACCCUGUAUAGUGAAUACAGAGAAGAGCAUGCAGCAGCUGCAGCCAAGCAGCAGCAGCAGCAGCAACAGCAGCAGCAGCAGCAGCAGCAGCAGCAGCACAGGAUAUAUCACCCCGAGGCUCACAAGCGUACCCACGUCACAGCACCUGCAGCAGCUGCAGCAUCCGCAGCAUCAACAACAACCUCUUCAUCAUCAUCCUCAGCAGCAGCAGCAGCAGCAGCAGCAGCAGCAGCAGCAGCAGCAGCAGCAGUCAGGCAGGCUCCGUUCGAAUGAGAGCGGAGGAGACGAUGAUCGCAGCAGCAGCACAAAGAAGGGGCAUCAAGCGAUAGCAGCAGCAGCAGCAGCAGCAGCAGGAGCAGCAGCAGCAGCAGGAUCUCGUCCUGUGUCUCGUCGUGGGUUUGUGAUGAAUAGGAACUGCCAAUACCAAGAUUUUCCUUUGAGUGUUCUCACGAACAACAAGACGGCAUUGCAUGUGCGGGACAGCAGCAGCAGCAGCUGCAGCAGCAACAGCAGCAGCAGCAGCAGCAGCAGCAGCAGCAGCAGCAGCAGCAGUUCUGCUGAUGAUUCUCUACCUGACGAAGUACCCGCAGAAGUAAUAGCAGAGAUGGGGGGAGAGUUUGAGGGUUUAUACACUGAGGAGGACGCAGCAGCAGCAGCAGCAGCACCAACAGCAGCAGCAGCAGCAGCAGCAGCAGCAGCAGCAGCAGCAGCAAAAGCAAGAAACAAAACAACAAUAAAAAGAGGAGACCUAGUACGAUCCAGCACAAAACACCUAACAGCUGUGAAGGGAGAAGAACAGCCCCUCAGCGAUUGGCUGCUCCCGGGCUACGAUAUUUAUGUUGUCUCUCUCCAAGAAACCCUCAGUAAACCCUAA